UGUUGUUGUUGUGUGAAGAGAACUUUGAUAAAUGGAGACUGAUCAGAUUGAGGAAAUGGAUGUCGAAGUCUUGUCUUCAAUGUGGCCCGAAGAUGUUGGAACUGAAGCUGACAAACAGUUCAACGUCGAGAAACCUGCCGGAGAUUUAGACACGUUGACAGAAGUGACAAUUGAAGAGAAACCGACCAUUGCGGAUUUGACACGGUUACCAGAACUAAUGAAUUCGACUCAACAAGGCUCGUCUCAACUAACCAACCUUGUGAAACAAUGGGAGUAUAUGCAAGACAAUGCGGUUCGGCUACUAAGAGAAGAGCUUAAGAAUCUCAAUAGACAGAGAGAAGAAGCUGAGGCACAAGAGUUGAAGAUUAUUGAGGAGUAUAAGUUUGAGAGCAACGAGCCUGAGAAUGUUCCGGUUUUGGAUGAGACGAGUGAUUCAUUCCGCAGGUUUAGGCAUAAAAAAAGAGAUGCGUUGGUCGAUAGGACGAUAGCAAAAAGAUUGAGAUCUAUGAGGAGUUUGACACGGUUGCAUAUUGGAAACCGAAAAUGCUUGAGGCGAGUACUGAGAGAGAAAGGAGAUUGAUCGAGAAGCUGAGUGAGAGUUUGAAGACUAUGGAAAGUCAGUCAGCACCGGUCCAAGAGCUAACUCAGAAUCUUAAGAAAGCUGAAGGUUUCUUGCAUUUCAUACUUCAGAAUGCACCUAUUGUAAUGGGCCAUCAGGAUAUAGAUUUACGUUACUUGUUCAUCUACAACAAGUAUCCUAGUUUGCGGGAACAGGACAUUUUGGGAAAAACAGACGUUGAGAUAUUCCACGGAGGUGGCAUUAAAGAAUAUCAAGAUUUCAAGAGAGAAGUUCUUGAGAAAGGAAAAGCUUCAAAGAGAGAGAUCACAUUUACGACAGAUUUAUUCGGAUCAAAGACGUUUUUGGUAUAUGUUGAGCCUGUUUACAACAAAGCUGGCGAGAAAAUCGGUAUAAACUACAUGGGAAUGGAAGUAACUGAACAGGUAGAUAAAAGGGAGAAAAUGGCGAAACUUAGAGAAGAUAACGCAGUGAGAAAGGCGAUGGAAUCAGAACUGAACAAGACCAUCCACAUUACAGAGGAGACAAUGAGAGCGAAGCAAAUGCUAGCGACAAUGUCUCAUGAGAUAAGAUCACCAUUAUCCGGAGUAGUGGGAAUGGCUGAGAUACUUUCAACUACAAAACUGGAUAAAGAGCAAAGACAGUUGUUGAAUGUCAUGAUCUCUUCUGGGGAUUUGGUGCUUCAGCUAAUCAACGACAUUCUUGAUAUUUCCAAGGUUGAAUCAGGUGUGAUGAAAUUAGAAGCUACAAAGUUUCGACCAAGAGAAGUGGUCAAGCAUGUGCUUCAGACAGCUGCAGCAUCGCUGAAGAAAUCUUUGACAUUAGAAGGAAACAUUGCAGAUGAUGUUCCUAUUGAGGUAGUUGGAGAUGUUCUAAGGAUUCGGCAGAUCCUCACCAAUUUGAUAAGCAAUGCUAUCAAAUUCACACAUGAAGGAAAUGUAGGAAUCAAACUCCAAGUGAUAUCAGAACCAUCCUUUGCGAGGGAUAACGCAUUGAACGCAGACACCGAGGAACACGAACAAAACGGUUUGACCGAGACUUCAGUUUGGAUCUGCUGUGAUGUUUGGGACACUGGAAUUGGAAUCCCAGAAAACGCUAUUCCAUGUUUGUUCAAGAAGUACAUGCAAGCAAGCGCUGAUCAUGCCCGCAAAUACGGUGGAACUGGUCUCGGACUUGCCAUUUGUAAACAGCUGGUUGAGUUAAUGGGAGGUCAACUCACUGUGACAAGCCGGGUGAACGAAGGUUCAACGUUCACAUUUAUAUUACCCUACAAAGUUGGAACAUCAGAUGAUUAUUCAGAUGAUCAAGAUGAGUUCUCUGACAUGGCGGAUCAUCACUCCAAACCAGACGAUACAGCUGAGGGAUAUUUCCAGUUUAAACCGCUGGAGACUGAUCAGAUUGAGGAAAUGGAUGUCGAAGUCUUGUCUUCGAUGUGGCCCGAAGAUGUUGGAACUGAAGCUGACAAACAGUUCAACGUCGAGAAACCUGCCGGAGAUUUAGACACAUUGAAAGAAGUGACGAUUGAAGAGAAACUAACCAUUGCGGAUUUGACACGCUUACCAGAACUAUUGAAUUCGACUCCUCAAGGCUCCUCUCAACUAACCAACCUUAUGAAACAAUGGGAGUAUAUGCAACACAACGCGGUUCGGCUAUUAAGAGAAGAGCUUAAGAAUCUCAAUAGACAGAGAGAAGAAGCUGAGGCAAAAGAGUUGAAGAUCAUUGAGGAGUAUAAGUUUGAGAGCAACGAGCCUGAGAAUGUUUCAGUUUUGGAUGAGACGAGUGAUUGGUUCCGCGGGUUUAGGCAGAAGAAACGAGAUGUGUUGGUCGAUAGCAAGAAGAUUGAGAUCUAUGAGGAGUUUGAUAGCAAGAAAGUUGAUGAUGAGGAAAAUAGCGACACAGUUGCUACUUCUACGGAUAUGAAUGAAGCUGUGAAUGUUGAAAAAAGUAAGGAAGCGGAACAGGAAGAAGCUGAAGUUAAAGAAGAGGAGAGCGAAAGAAGAAGCAACCGAAACAAGCGCCCAAGUUAAGAAAUACCAGAGGAAGGAACAAAGAAGGAAGUGGUGCAAGGGAAGAAGGAAUCUCCAACAGCG
Molecule: messenger RNA, 2667 nt
Organism: Arabidopsis lyrata subsp. lyrata
Lineage: Eukaryota; Viridiplantae; Streptophyta; Magnoliopsida; Brassicales; Brassicaceae
Product: histidine kinase 5
Exons: 10
Coding region: 544-2604 (686 amino acids)
Biological process (GO): protein autophosphorylation; signal transduction
Molecular function (GO): phosphorelay sensor kinase activity; histidine phosphotransfer kinase activity
Source: RefSeq, a predicted model, not a curated record